This is a messenger RNA of Helianthus annuus (common sunflower), 1290 nucleotides long. RefSeq lists its product as uncharacterized. NCBI's taxonomy places the organism in Eukaryota, Viridiplantae, Streptophyta, Magnoliopsida, Asterales, Asteraceae. The coding region runs from base 1 to 1290 and encodes 429 amino acids. The record is from RefSeq and is a predicted model, not a curated record. The transcript has 2 exons.
AUGUCCACGACCCCUGCACCCGCUAACGCUAAGCUAGCCAACGAACCAGAAAAUAACCUAAGAAGAAGUAGGCGGCUUCGUGAAAGAUCACUUGUUGUUGCACAAAGGAUUGCGGCCGCAAUCGACGAACUAGUGGUACUUUCUGAUAGCGAGAGUUCAGAGGAAGACAGAGGAAGCAUAAUGGCGGAGGACGACCAGCCUUUGAAUGAGACCGGCCGCCCAGGAGGAGAGGGCUUGCUACCGAGCAUCGCCCGACCUAUGAUAGCAGCACCGAGUUUUGAAAUCAAAUCUAGUAUAAUUAACAUGUUACAAAACUCUGUGCAGUUUGAUGGGAAGGAUCACAAAGAUCCAGGUCGGCACAUCGCUUCAUUUCUCGAAGUGUGCUCGACUUUCAAAAUUCGAGACGUUUCUGAAGACGCAAUCCGUUUGCGGCUAUUUCCAUUCUCUUUGCAAGACAAAGCCCGAUCUUGGCUUUUGUCACUUCCAGCAGGGUCCAUCACGACUUGGAAUGAGAUGGCAGAUCUUUUUAUGCAAAAAUACUUCCCGCCGGAAAAGACAGCUAAGCUAAAGAAUCGUAUAAUGACAUUUAAACAGGAUGAAGGAGAAUCUCUACACGCAGCUUGGGAGAGGUUCAAAGAUCUUCUGAUCGAUGUUCCACAUCAUGGGUUGUCCAAAAGGCAACUUGUGUUGAACUUCUACCAGGGACUCAGCUACGACUCACAAGAACGCAUAGACGUGUAUGUAGGAGGCGAUCUUGGAACUAAAACACCAAAGGAAGCCUACGCAAUUAUAGAGAAAGCUACCUUGAAGUCGAGUUCGCAUCACAGUGGAGUGCGAAAUAAAGCAUCAUCUAUUCCUGGAGUUCAUCAGGUGGAUACGUAUACAGUUCUUGCAGCGCAGAUCAGAGCUUUGGCAGCAAGGUUUGAUCAAGCUCAGAACGUUUCGAAGGUAAAAUCAUCAGGUGAGCAGUGUGGCGUGUCACACGAGCCAGGCUCCGGGAGCAGUUCCGAGCCUCACGCCUCUCAGAGUAACUCUAAGCUAGAGGAGAUGAUGGCACAGCUGUUAGGAAACUUUAAUUGUGCUAAUCAGAUAGCCGAGAACCGCUACCAACAACAUGAGGAACGAUUCAUGGCCCAAGAAGGGGAGAUGCGGAGUCAGAAAGCUUCUAUACAGACCAUUGAGAAUCAGGUAGGACAGUUGGCUAAAAUGUUGUCUGAGAGACCCCCGAGUGGUCUUCCAGGAAACACAGAGCCGAAUCCGAAAGGGCGUGUCAAUGCCCCGCACGUUUAA